Planococcus citri (citrus mealybug) is the source of this 4384-nucleotide messenger RNA. Its product is annotated as G-protein coupled receptor GRL101-like. The coding region runs from base 547 to 4029 and encodes 1160 amino acids. Gene Ontology annotation, molecular function: protein binding; G protein-coupled peptide receptor activity. The record is from RefSeq and is a predicted model, not a curated record. Gene Ontology annotation, cellular component: plasma membrane. The transcript has 30 exons. NCBI's taxonomy places the organism in Eukaryota, Metazoa, Arthropoda, Insecta, Hemiptera, Pseudococcidae. Gene Ontology annotation, biological process: adenylate cyclase-activating G protein-coupled receptor signaling pathway; activation of adenylate cyclase activity; hormone-mediated signaling pathway.
UUACACGACUCGAAGGUCGAAUGUGGUUUUCGCUGCGUUAUCAAAUUUGUACCGUUCGCCCACACUCGCUCCAUAGCUUAAUAAGUGAUGAACUGUAGAGUGUAGAAGUACCUAUACGACUACCACGAAUGUAUUUCGAACCGAGUACAUAUGAAAAAUGGAUUCCGAUGGAAUGAAUGGAUAAGAUUUUUGCCUUGUUGGCGAAAUUACCAUUAACCAGAGUCGGGGUUUCCACGAUGGGAAUUUCAGAAUUUCCUCCAGACAGCGUUCAAAUUACAAUAUAUAUCUAAGACAUUUUCGAAAUUCAAUGGAAUUUUUCCACGUUGAUGUAUUAAAAGAUGAUGCAUGCUCGCAAAUAGAUUCCGAAAUGAAAAACAAUAAUUGGAGCCGAGUUGAAAUUUUACGAAUGUAACACGACGACACAGAACCGAAGGACUUUCCGAGAUCUAAUUACAAAAUUACUUACAUAGUUCGAGCGUUUCAGCAUUCUCUCAAUGAAAUAUUAAGAAGAUACGGCUCGCUGGAUAAAAUCUCCACUUUGAACAGAUGCAAUAUUUGAGUUUAAGGCGUUCUUUGACAAUUGAUUUAUUUUUACUGUUGGUAUUUUACCAAUAUAAUGAACUGUGUGUGGUGAAUUCGACAUCAAAUUAUUCAACGACGUCGAUAGAAGAAAUACGUAAAUUCCCUUGUAACAUUAGUAAGGAUGAAGAGGUGUUUCACUGUGAUGAUUCGAACUGCAUUCGGCUGAAGAAUCGUUGUGAUAAUGUUCGUGAUUGCGACAACGGCGAAGAUGAAAGCGUUCAGAAUUGCGGAUGCCUGCCUAAUGAAUUCCGUUGCAGUAACAGUUGCAUCGAUUUGUUAAGCAGAUGUGAUCGAAAUACAGACUGUCCCAACGGCGAAGACGAAGAAAAUUGCGGCACGUAUCAAUGUCCAACUACGCACUUCAAAUGUGAAAAUGAUUUUUGUAUUCCUAUCGAAUUGACUUGUAAUUUUGUUGACGAUUGUGGCGAUAAUUCGGACGAAUACACCGAAUGCUCUCAUCGUAAAUGUUAUUUUCCGGAAUUCCGUUGUCAAAGUGGACAGUGCAUUAGACCAGCUUACCUGUGUGAUAAUCAGUCUCAUUGCCAUGACAAUUCGGAUGAAGAAGAAUGUUCUCCAGAAAAUUUUGUGGAAUGUGGCGACGGUUCCUUGGUGCACAAAAAUUAUUGGUGCGAUAACUGGACAGAUUGCCCUGACAAUCACGCCGACGAAUUGAACUGUGGAGAAUGCACCGGUGAUGAUAAAUUUCAAUGUUCUAACGGCAGAUGUAUCAGACAAGCUAAUGUAUGCGACGCGUAUUGUGACUGCGUAGACCAAAGCUCGGGAGAUAAUAAAGCUUCGAAUUCGACAUGCGAAGACGAACAAGAUUGCGAAGAAUUUUAUACUUUUGAACAGGCUAUAAAAACUUGUCGUGUUGGCAUAUCUAUCAAUUGUAUCCGGAAAUUCAGUACUCACGACACGAGGAAAGUGAAAUAUCGAUGCAUCCGCGGAGAAUACAUUUGCGACGGUGAAAACGAUUGUCAAAAUGGAAAUCCAAGUUCCGACGAAUAUGGUUGUAAUGUGACCGAUCCUGAAGCUGACAAAUAUUUUCGAUGCGAAGAUGGAAGGUUUUUGCCAUCUAAUGUGCGUUGUAAUCACGAAAUAGAUUGUUUAUCCGGCGAAGAUGAGGAUAAUUGUACAUUUACGUCGGACGUAGCUUGUGUAGAAGGUGAAUAUCAUUGUAAAAAUCAAGAGUGUUUGAAUAAGAAUUUUUUCUGCAACGGUAUCUUCGAUUGUUCAGACAGAAGCGAUGAGACGAGAUGUCACGAUUUAGAAUGUCCUCAUGGUUUUCAACGAUGCGUACACGGAGGUCAAUGUUUCAAGAUUAGUCAAUGGUGCGACUACCACGUGGAUUGCCCAGAUGGUUCUGACGAAGAAGAUUGUCCAAUAGAAAAUUGUACCGAGAGCCAGUUUCAGUGUAGAAAUGGACAGUGCAUUGAUAAGUUCGAAGAAUGCGUCAAUACAGGUUUUCCAAAAUCCGGAUGUGCUGACGGGUCUCAUCUGACCACUUGUGAAAAUAAGGUUUGCGAAAAAGGAUUUUAUAAAUGUUACCGAGGUCCUUGUAUCAACGAGAGUUUAAUAUGUAACGGGAAAAUUGACUGCAAAGGAGCGUGGGACGAUGAAAACAACUGUCCGUUCGAAUGUGCCGAAAGCAUGCCAGCUUGUGAAUGUCGCGAUAAACAUAUAAAUUGCACAAAUCUAUCGUUGACGUACGUCCCAAAUAAUAUUGAAAAAGAAAUAACCUGGUUUCAUUUGGGUGGAAAUGAACUUUAUCAUGUUUUGACGAAUGAAACAUUUUAUCACUUCAAUCGUCUUUUGUACUUAGAUUUGAGCAAUAAUAAUAUAACGAUGUUGAUACCGUACAUGUUCGAGAAAUUGUGGAGAUUAAAUACGUUAAAUUUACAAAAUAAUAAUAUCGAAGUACUCGAAAAUGGUACAUUUUAUGGAUUAUCUAAGCUGAAAGGAUUACACUUGGAAGGUAAUAAAAUACGAGUAUUGAAGUCAAUGGCGUUUUAUGGACUUUCAUCGUUGAAAACACUGAGUUUACAAAAUCAACGAAUAGAAUACAUACAAAAUGGAAGUUUCGUUGGUUUGAAACGAUUAACAACGCUUAAUUUAGCUCACAAUCGAAUUACAAUAUUAAGAGAUGAAAAUGAUGUAUUCAUCGGUAUGCCGAGUUUGAUUCAUUUAGAUUUGAGAAAUAAUCCUAUUAUAUCAAUUGAAGCGCAUGUAUUCAAAGUUACCAAUAAUUUAAAUUAUCUGUUUUUGGACGAAUUUCGAUUUUGCUGCGUUGCAAAGCAUGUGGAAUUCUGCUACCCUCCUCCAGACGAAUUCAGUUCGUGUGAAGAUCUCAUGUCAAAUAUUCUAUUGAGAAUUUGCAUUUGGAUAUUGGGAAUUAUAGCCACAUUUGCCAAUCUUCUGGUCAUUGUGUUUCGAACAUUGUAUAAAAAUACCAACAAGGUUCAUUCGUUCCUUAUCAAGAAUUUAGCUCUGGGAGAUUUACUUAUGGGAAUAUAUUUGCUGAUUAUCGCGUACGUAGAUUGGUAUUUUCGCGGAAUGUAUUUCAUUUUCGAUUCCCAAUGGCGUUCAAGUGCGUGGUGCAGUUUUGCCGGAUUCAUCAGCACUUUUUCUAGUGAAUUAUCGGUGUUUACAUUAACAGUGAUAACAUUGGAUAGGUUCCUUGUGAUAAUAUUUCCAUUCCGAACUCACCGUUUAGAAAUAAACAGAACUAGGUUUUUAAUGACUUUAGGAUGGGUUCUGGCUGCUCUGAUUUCAAUAAUACCGCUUCCUUUUCUUCGAAUUGAAUAUUUUCACAAUUUCUACGGUCGUUCUGGUGUUUGUUUACCAUUACACAUAACUCCCGAUAAGCCGAGCGGAUGGGAGUAUUCGGUGUUUGUUUUUUUAUUUCUGAAUUUCCUAUCAUUCAUGAUAAUCGCCGGAAGCUACCUGUGGAUGUAUUUGGCGGCCAGAAAUACUCACAGAGCUGUUCAACGUGAAAGUCGUACGUCAGAUUCGGCGAUGGCAUUUCGUAUGACCUUAUUAGUUGCAACAGAUGCUGCUUGCUGGUUUCCGAUUAUUUUACUUGGACUUUUAUCUUUGGCUGGAUUCACAGUCCCUCCACAGGUUUUCGCGUGGGUUGCUGUGUUUGUGUUACCAUUGAACGCCGCCUUGAAUCCGAUACUUUACACAUUGUCUACCGCCCCCUUCAUGAACCCAACUCGCACGAAUUUAAUCACACUGAAGAGGACUUUGUCGCGAAACGACAGAAGAAGCUAUUACACAUCUACUGCUUUGCAUUACAAUAAUACGCACGAAUGUGUAACUGCCGAAGAGUUUUGUUCAGAGCCAUCUACUCUCAACUGCAGAUCGUGGAGAACAGUAGACACGAUAGUAAGGGAGCACGGCGAAACGAUGCCAUUAAAACAGACCAAAUUGUGCGUACAAGACUGAACGAUGGGAUUUUGAACAAUUACACAUACCUGUGCGUCAAUAAUACGACAGGAAUUUGAAAGCAAUUGCAUGAGAAUUACGCCGAUGAUGACAUUUAAAUAUCACUUGGGGAAGUGAGAGCUCAUUUUUAUAUUCAUUGUUACCGUUGAACUAAAAGAAGAGUUGUAAAAGCUAUAAGAAGAUUUUCUUAAAAAAAAAAAAAAAAAUUAUUUGAAUGACCGAGCAUAUAGCCAAGCUUGUUUUUUAUUGUAUCGGAGUUUUAAAUCACCUUAUGUAUAGGUACCUACCUAACGAUGGUGGAUUAUAUGUUUUGUCGAAAUUGUUUAUACGAGUGAUUAAAUGUUUAUUUACAAAA